Messenger RNA from Acanthocheilonema viteae, 243 nucleotides. The record is from the annotation of a GenBank genome assembly. Lineage: Eukaryota; Metazoa; Nematoda; Chromadorea; Rhabditida; Onchocercidae.
AUGCUUAUCUUCUUGUUUCACUCCUUACUUUGUUCCAUUUAUUUGGUCAACUCGAGAACAAUCACGCUUAGAGUUCCUGAUAGUAGCAGUUCGGAAUUCUCGUAUGAAACUGCCGCGGAACAGUUUGGACGAUCAGAUCAAAAUGGUGACAACAAGUUAUCGUUUGAUGAAUAUCUUCAUUUGGAUUUACCUUACGAAAAAAUGAAGAAGUAUGAAUUCAAACAAAUUGACAAAAAUCGUUAG